Molecule: messenger RNA, 2620 nt
Organism: Salvia hispanica
Lineage: Eukaryota; Viridiplantae; Streptophyta; Magnoliopsida; Lamiales; Lamiaceae
Product: putative protein phosphatase 2C 33
Biological process (GO): protein dephosphorylation
Molecular function (GO): protein serine/threonine phosphatase activity
Source: RefSeq, a predicted model, not a curated record
AUGGUUUGAAAAUUCCCACACUCACCGUCACCGCGAGCCCCAUCUCUCUCAUCUCUCUGUGUGAGCGUGAGCUACAAUAAUCUUGAUACUUAAACUCGCUGCGUGCCUAUUUGUGCGAUCCCUGUUUCUUCACCACCUCAGUUUGUUAUCACGUCUCCUUCUCAAAUUAAAUUUCUCUCAUUCUUUUUCCGUGUCAAAGGCCUCGCCUUUUGUUUCCUUAUGUCGAUUUGAACCAAGUUUUCUGGAUAAAAAACGCGAUUGAUGCGAUCCUGACAAACUUAGUUUCACCAAUUUUGAUCCUUUCUUCAUAUUGUUUGCUUAAUUUGAUUUAGGUUUUUUUGUCAAGUGUGUAUCCUUUGUGAACUGUGGAAAAGGGCUUAGUUUUCUUAGAUCUGCUCUUUUUCUCGGUGGCGUGCCCUUUUUGCUCAUUGUUGUCACUACUAUAUAAAGGCAUCUGUGCUGUGUGCUUUCUUGUUUCCGAUUUUAUUGUAUCUAGAAAAUUAGAGGGCCCCUGUUGAGGAUAAGGGUAGUCGAAAGCUCGUUUUUUUAAUAUAUUGGGAUGCUUAUUCUUAUUUCACUUGUUUGAAGAGAAGAGAAGAGAAGAGUGGAUUUUCAAGUUAACUUUUGGAUAGGAUAUCUCUUUGCUGGAUUCAGAAGAGCUGUUGAUAUCCCGUUUUAGGAAAUUCAACUAAUUUUUAUUGCUGGGGAUUCCAUACAUUGUUGGAAAAGUGGAUUCUAGGGAGUCUGAGAGGAUUGGAAAAUCUUCCAAGGGUUUCUUGUCGGAAUUCGUGACGGAUCCAAUUACAGAAAAUAGGGGGUGUGACUGUGUUGCUGGUCUGGAGUGCUUUCUAAAUGUAAUUAGGGCCCUGAGAAUGGGUUCCUGCUUUUCUGGAGAGAGCGGGAGCCCACAGUCCGGUUCUCCAGUGGGGCUUACAAAGAGGAGGAACUCAAAGCGGAGGUUUGGGUCUCGAAGUUCCUCCUUUGACUAUAGGAGGGAAGAGCUGUAUAGGACCCCGGGCCGGAUGUUCUUGAAUGGUUCAAGUGACAUUGCUUGUAUUUUUAGCCAGCAGGGCAGGAAAGGGACCAAUCAGGAUGCCAUGAUUGUUUGGGAGAACUUUGGUCCGAGAGCAGACACAGUGUUCUGUGGGGUAUUUGACGGCCAUGGUCCUUAUGGUCAUUUGGUUGCAAAGAGAGUUAGAGACUCUCUACCUCAGAAGCUGAAUGCACACUGGGAGGUCAAUAUAAAGGGUGAUGAUGUUCUAAGGGAAGUCAGUUUAAAUACAAGUAGUAUGUGCUCAGAAGAUACUUCCUUCUUGUCUGCUGAAGAGGAAAGUAGAACCUCCAUUGACAUCGAAGAAACUGGAAAGCAGCCAGAGAUCUUCCAGACAUUAAAGGAGUGUUUCCUCAAGGCCUAUAAGGUUAUGGACAGGGAGUUGAGAAUGCAUACAAAUAUCGAUUGCUUCUGCAGUGGAACAACAGCUGUAACCCUCGUGAAACAGGGCCAAGAUCUUGUGAUUGGAAAUGUUGGGGACUCUAGAGCCAUAUUGGCUACUAGAGAUGCAAAUAACUCACUUGCUGCAGUCCAGUUGACUGUGGAUCUCAAACCUAAUCUUCCAGCUGAAGCAGCUAGGAUUCGUAAAUGUAGAGGACGUGUUUUCGCUCUUCAGGAUGAACCCGAAGUGCCAAGGGUGUGGCUACCAAACAACAACUCUCCUGGCCUUGCUAUGGCACGUGCAUUUGGUGAUUUCUGUCUCAAGGACUUCGGUCUUAUUUCUGUUCCUGAGGUUUCUUAUAGGCGCAUUACUGAUAAGGAUGAGUUCAUUGUGCUCGCCACAGAUGGGAUUUGGGAUGUACUCUCAAACAAGGAAGUGGUUGAAAUAGUGAAUUCCUGCUCCACACGUUCAACUGCUGCUCGAACCCUAGUGGAGACAGCAGUACGGUCUUGGAAAUCCAAGUAUCCGACUUCUAAAAUAGACGAUUGUGCUGUUGUUUGCCUUUUCCUCGACUCAAACGAUUACUCUGCUUCAUGUAAAGAGAACAUCCCCACAGCUGAAGAGGAAGAUUGUCCUAGUCCAACUGGGCUGAACCGGUCUGGCACAGUCAUACACGUGAUGGAUGAAAAUGGAGAAGACUCGGAAGCUAAUGAGGACGAGGCAGAUGAGGAACAUGCAGUUGAGCACGAUUGGUCUGCUCUGGAAGGAGUGUCGCGUGUGAACACACUCAUAACGUUGCCAAGGUUCGUACCAGGGGAAGAUGACAUCAAAGCUGCAGAGUCUCGGAAGGGUAGGAAAUAAAUGAUGUGGGGUUUGCAUUUACUAUACUCGUGGCUCUGAUAUUUCAUUCUAAAAACAGUUUUUGAUUCUUUUUGCGGGAAAGGGGGGUUGUUUUCGUUAGAUGGUAGUGACGUUUGCGUUUGGUGGUGGAUGGGACGUCAGCCCAGCUUAUAUUAGAGCGGUCUGGGAGUCAUCCUCGGGCUUUGAUUGCCGUGGAUGGGAAUGGGAUAGUAUCCAUCUUCCCUACAUAUUUGUUUCAAUUCUUUUUCCAGUGUUUUGUUUGGUCACUCGAGAAAAUGUGACAUGUAUCACCGUAUGCUCAUAAGAAUCUGGCAUUUUCUUUGCUC